Molecule: messenger RNA, 815 nt
Organism: Hibiscus syriacus
Lineage: Eukaryota; Viridiplantae; Streptophyta; Magnoliopsida; Malvales; Malvaceae
Product: varicose-related protein-like
Exons: 2
Coding region: 291-626 (111 amino acids)
Biological process (GO): deadenylation-independent decapping of nuclear-transcribed mRNA
Cellular component (GO): P-body
Molecular function (GO): protein binding
Source: RefSeq, a predicted model, not a curated record
AUUCUUCCCCGUCAUCAUAUUCCACAUCUUCUCAUUUCUUUCACCCACAGUAUCACCAAUUCUACAUGCCCCCUUCGUCCCCAACGCGUUCGAAUUACCAAGAUGCAAAAUCCCUUUCUUUCCCUUCCCCUCCUCUCAGCCCUUACAAUGCCAGCAACCAAAUUCUCUCCCUGGUCGACUCAUCCCCUCAAAGCCCUGGUUUUCCACCUCAGAAGCAACCCCCUAAUCUGUAGUCACCACCCUACGCUCAGAUUUUGGAAUCCGAGAGUCCCAAUGUGAGGUCUUCGAGGAUGCAGAGUUGUAAAUUUCCUAGAGGAAGGCGGUUAACGAGUGCUCAUGUGGCCUACGAUGUUGAUAUGAGGCUGUCCGGCGAGGUUCAACCUCAGCUUGAGGUCACUUCGAUUAUGAAGUUUGGGUCUGAUCCUCAGCUGGUGUUGGGAAUGCAGAUUGUUGUUAAUAAGUCUUAUAUUUGUUAUGGUUUGAAAGGAGGCAGUAUUAGGAUUCUUAAUUUAAACGCUACAUUGAGGUCUUUGUUUCGUGGGCACACGCAUAGGAUCACAGACAUGGUUUUCUUUGUUGAGGAUGUUCAUCUUUUGGCUAGGUAUUUAUUUUUCUUUAAUUGGUAAUUUCACCUUUUUUUUGUUUUCGUUUUUUGCUUCAUGUUAAUACGUUUUUCUGCUGUGUGAGUCUAGAGGGAAGGGUGUUUGUUUGGAAGAUAUCUGAAGGUCCAGAUGAGGAUGAUAAGCCACAUAAUACAGGGAAUAUAGUUAUUGUUGUUCAGAUAUUGGGCGAAGAUGAAUAUGUACAUCCUCGUG